AUGACGGAUAGUGAUGUUUAUUAUAUCGGAAAUUUAAUUCUUAAUGGUGCUGGCGAUGGACAAUCACCACAAGCUUUAAACUUAAUACCAUUGCAUCGACGAAUCAUAACACCUAAUUAUGCGCGUAUGCAAAUUAGACGACUUCAAAUUGUGCGAAAUUUUGUUGCUCAGCAAAUUGAACCAAUUCCAGAAAAUAUAAUUGCACAAAGAUUAAUACAAUUAGACAGAAAUGAAAAUGAUGAAUCUGAUGAUCAUUCUCGAAGUAGUCAAGAACGUCGUAAUCGAGAUGCGCUACAGUUACGUGGUCGUGGCAGAGGUUUGAGAAGAAGAGCAGCUAGUGCUAUUAGAAGAAAUUCCAGAAGAAGAACAGCUAGUGCUAUGAGAAGAACAUCCACUGAAACAUUCAGAAGAAGAAUCAGAAGAAGAAGAUCAAUGACAAGACCUAGAAUUAGAUCACUGUCACCACCAAAUUCAUCCAUUUUACAAACUGCAAUUGAAGUAUCGCAAAAUCGUAGCAUGCAUGAAAAUUUGAGAAGAUGA
Molecule: messenger RNA, 540 nt
Organism: Brugia malayi
Lineage: Eukaryota; Metazoa; Nematoda; Chromadorea; Rhabditida; Onchocercidae
Product: MGC81677 protein, putative
Exons: 3
Coding region: 1-540 (179 amino acids)
Source: RefSeq, a predicted model, not a curated record